Molecule: messenger RNA, 2206 nt
Organism: Nothoprocta perdicaria
Lineage: Eukaryota; Metazoa; Chordata; Aves; Tinamiformes; Tinamidae
Gene: PARD6G
Product: par-6 family cell polarity regulator gamma
Exons: 2
Coding region: 92-1066 (324 amino acids)
Biological process (GO): establishment or maintenance of cell polarity; regulation of cellular localization; centrosome cycle
Cellular component (GO): cell cortex; apical plasma membrane; nucleus
Molecular function (GO): protein kinase C binding
Source: RefSeq, a predicted model, not a curated record
ACGGUUCUCCCUGGAUCGCUACAAGCCAGGAAAGUUUGAAGACUUCUACAAACUCAUCCUUCACAUUCAUCACAUAGCCAGCCUGGAGGUGAUGAUUGGAUAUGCUGAUGUGCAUGGAGACCUUCUCCCUAUUAAUAAUGACGACAACUUCUUCAAGGCUGUUUCAAGCGCUCACCCGCUGCUCAGGGUUUUCAUACAAAGACAAGAUGAGGUCGACUACAGCAACUUCGGUACCAACACGCUGUCGAGGAAGAAGAAGGCCCUGGUGACGCUGCGCAACGACAACCUGCGCCGGCGGCCGCACCUCAACAUCAGCCUGCCGCACGACUUCCGGCCCGUCUCCUCCAUCAUCGACGUGGACAUCCUUCCCGAAACGCACCGGCGCGUCAGGCUCUACCGGCACGGCUGCGAGAAGCCGCUGGGCUUUUACAUCCGCGACGGCACCAGCGUGAGGGUGACUCCGCACGGCCUGGAGAAGGUGCCCGGGAUCUUCAUCUCCCGCAUGGUGCCCGGGGGCCUGGCGGAGAGCACGGGCUUGCUGGCCGUCAACGACGAGGUCCUGGAGGUCAACGGCAUCGAGGUGGCGGGAAAGACACUCGACCAAGUCACAGACAUGAUGAUCGCCAACAGCCACAACCUCAUCAUCACGGUCAAGCCGGCGAACCAGAGGAACAAUAUUAUUCGAAGCAGUCGGAUGUCUGGCAGCUCCGGGCAGUCUACAGACAGCACCGCCAGCCACCACAGCUUGCCCACGUCCCACGUGCUGCAGAACUUCCACCCCGACGAAAUGGAGAGCGACGAGGAGGCUGACAUUGUCAUCGAGGGCGGACUGGAGCCGCAGCACAUCCCCAAGCUGCACAGCCUCACGUCCAGCAGCCUCUCCCGCCUCAACGGCAGCAGCCUCAGCCACAGGCUUCAAAGGGACCUGGUGCUCAACAACAGCUCCGGCCGAGAAAGCAAUGGCAACAUCCACAAACUCCUCAGUUCCUUAAAAACUGACCCCCGGCACAGCCUGGUGAUCCCCAGGGGGGGCAUCGAGGAGGACGGCACCGUCAUCACGCUCUAGGGGCAGUUCCUGCGGCUCUGCUCUCAGUCUUAAGUGCCAAUUGGGACUCUUGACUCUUGCAACAUGUGGUGCACAGACCGAGGAGAACUGACGCUCUCGCGGGUCUCACAGGUGCAAAGGAUGUUGCUUUUUAGGGAACGUGGCAUCUGGAAUUAGACAUAAAACUGUCCUGCACUGCCGAAUUCAUCAGGGAGGCCAGCGUGCAAAACCUGGUUUAUAUCCCAGCCCUGCAAUAGUUUUGGCUUGUGUAAAUCGAAGCAAUCUUACAGGCUACCAACGGCAGUGCUACAUACUUGGGUUUGAAUGCAUGGGUGGAUGUAUUUAUACAUGCAUGUAUAUAUGAAUUAGGUUUUUAAUAGCAAUAACAGACCUGCCUAUUUGAAGUGGAGUCUGUUUUUCCUCUAAUACCCAUUUAAGCAGAGUGCUUCGAAAUAGCCAUCUGUUUCCUCCCGUUACAUACAGACCUUCCACUAACUGGUUUACACCGCAUUUCCCAUGUUAUGUCUAAUCCAGACAAGCUCCAGAAAAGCAGCAGUUGCCUCCUCUGGUGGAACAAAGCAAGGGGGAUGCUGCAGAUGCAUUUUUUUUUCCCCCAAGCAAAACUGACCAAAUGAAACAUAAAUGAAAUAUAUUUUUUUAAAACCUCAGGAGGGGAGAGUGGUGUACGUUGAUGCUGUUAUUGCUUUGGGACCAGCACCACCAGCUGGUCAGAGGCAGUCCUGCCGGCGACUCACACUUCUACUGGAUGGGCAAAGACAUAGAGACUACCAGGAGGGUAUAAAAAUACAUUCGGCUCCGUAAGUGGGAAGUGCAUUCUUUUUUGAUAUUUAUUAGAUAAUACCUCUUUUUCAAACUGCUGGCUUUCCUAUCAUCUCCUUUUUUUUUCCCUUAAUGUACAUCAUGCAAAUUUUAGGGAUAUAUGUAUAUAAAAGGCCACAGCAAAAGUCUAGUGGAUGUUGGGACUGCGUCUCACACCUCAGAACUGAAACAGAUCCUUGCUGUAUAUUUGGGCAACCUGAAUCCCCAAGGUUUUCCCUUACAGAAGACUGGAUUACUGCAAUAUGUGUGAGGGAUAUUGGGUGAUUUUAAAACCUCACUGAAAAUAGUUUGUUAUUUUUUGAUUCUUACAGUAAUCAAGAA